Molecule: messenger RNA, 2160 nt
Organism: Plenodomus lingam JN3
Lineage: Eukaryota; Fungi; Ascomycota; Dothideomycetes; Pleosporales; Leptosphaeriaceae
Source: RefSeq, a predicted model, not a curated record
AUGCUGAGUAACCGCCUAAUUAUUGGUGUUGAUUAUGGCACCACCUUCACGGGUGUUGCAUAUUGCGAGACCUCGGAUACCGGAGUCGUUGGCAAGGAAAUCACUGUCGUGAAGGACUGGCCCUCGCGCUUCAAGAUCAGCACCCACGAGAAGGUUUCCAGUGAGAUUGCAGUCCAUGAUCGCCAACUAUGGGGCGCUCUCAUCGCUCCAAAUGUGCAGAGGCACAUGUGGACAAAGCUUCUCUUGGACAAUACGAAGGUUGGAGAAGUCGAUAGGAUCCUCAGGGAACUAUCCAUCAACAACGAGUCUAUCUUGUCUACGAGGCCUGUCGACAUUGUUGCAGACUACCUUGCGCAUGUCAAAUCCCACCUGAUAAGCAACCUCAACAUUCACUAUGGCAAACAGCUGUGGAGCAGCCUUCCUAUUACUCUAGUCAUCACUGUGCCAGCAGUCUGGUCAGAUGCUGCCAAAGAUGCUACCCUACUGGCUUUCGAUAAAGCGGGCUUCAACAACAGGGGACUACCUCAGCUCAAGAGGACUGUGCUUACUACUGAGCCCGAAGCUGCCGCCAUCUAUACUAUCCACUCGUUACGUGGUGGUGUUCAGGACGAGCAGUUCGCUGUCGAUGACGGUUUCAUCGUCUGUGAUAUGGGUGGUGGCACAGUGGACCUGAUAUCCUACCGUGUCGCCAAACUGCAGCCGACCAUCUUACAAGAGGCGACGGUUGGCAGUGGCUCUCAAUGUGGAGGCAGCUUCGUGGAACGCAAUUUUUUGAAGUGGUUGGAGCGUCGCCUCGGCAAAGAAGACUUCUUUCUCAUUGCUGGGACUACAAGCAGUGAUCUUCCCCGUACUUCGCUCUCGUCGAAGCUUAGCAGACUUGUCCAGGACUUUAUCGCCGAAGCCAAGAACGGCUUCUCAGGUGUAGAGGAUAAUUUCGUGCGCCUACCAUCACCCCUCAACUCAGUGCAGGAUGAUAGCAGUCGUGGCAUUGAAGACGGCGAGAUCAUGAUCACAGCUACGGACAUGAAAGAGCUGUUCAGCUUUUCGCUUGAUCGCGCAUGCGAACUCAUACUUGAGCAGAUUCAGCAAGCGCAGCGCAGCAAAAAUGUUCAACUCAAGUAUAUCUUCAUGGUCGGAGGGUUCGCUGAGUCACCCUAUGUCUACACGGAAAUCAAAGCCUUCGCGGAAAGGUAUGGAUUGCAAGUUAUUCGUCCAGCAAAUGCCUGGUCAGCUGUAGUGCGCGGUGCAGCAGCCAAAGGCCUUGAGGGUGACGGCCGCACCCCGAUCUUGGCGCGCAAGUGUCGUAGACAUUAUGGUACCCCUCACGCUGCAAAAUUCGUUGCUGGAAAACACAGGGAAGCCGACUCCUACAUCUGUCGAUAUACCGGGGAAAAGAUGGCGAAUAAUCAGAUUAACUGGUUACUCAAGAAGGGUCAAGAUCUCUCCACGCAAGCGAACUCACAUGCUCAAAUGCUCCUGUGCAAGCAGUUCUGGCCAGAUGAAUCUAGGGAAGCAGACAUAGAGCUUGUCGUCUGUGAUGCUGAUAAGGCGCCAUCUCGACGGGACAGGAAUGUGUACGAGGUCGUCAUCCUACAUGUCGACCUUGAGGGUUUGCCUUUAGAUGCUUAUACCCCACGCACAAGCCCCUCGGGUACUAUGUUCUUGGAGAUUGGAUUUGAGGUUGAGAUUUCUCUUCAGUCGGCUUUGGAGUACUCCUUCUUAGUCAACGGGGUCCGUUAUGGAUCUGUGACUGCGAAAUCCUCGCUGCAUGCGGUACUGAAUAUCUUCUUUCCAAAUGUUACCGUUCAACAACAUGGCUUCCUCAUACACAAAAACCACAUGCAUCUCCCCAACCAUGACACCCACCCUCACCCCUCCUCCAGCCUUCAACCCGCCCCCACCCUAUCCCCUCACCACCGCCAAAACCCCAUCCUCACCCCUUCCAUCCUCACUCCUCGCCCUCCCCACCCGGCCAAGUCCCCAACGCCCGCCAUCCAGCCGAGCCCUCUAAGCACUAAAUCACAUGACCAAAACCUCAUGCGCGUCAUCCCCUCGCUUCCUCCGACUCUAGCCCAGCCCAAGACGCUAACUGUCCAACCACCCAACGCCACACAGCACGCCAGCGAAAGGCAAAUUCGAGGCUUCCGCGCGCAGCUGUAG